Messenger RNA from Danio rerio (zebrafish), 2932 nucleotides. Lineage: Eukaryota; Metazoa; Chordata; Actinopteri; Cypriniformes; Danionidae. The record is from RefSeq and is a predicted model, not a curated record.
UGAGAAAAAGACUUUAGAAAUGUAACUUUGACUAUACUGACAGAAUUCCUAGAUAGAAGUAAACUUGAUGUAUUUACUGACACAAUCAUUUUUAGGAAACGCUAACAGUUCACUUAUAUUUGAAUACAUUUUUCGUCAAUGUGUCGACUUGCAUGAGAAAGUUCAAUUUAAUGUUGAUUUAUUUUUUUCAAAAUUAUUCAAAUUAAAAGGAUAGUUCAUCCAUCAUGCAUUCACCAUCAGGUGGUUCCAAAUCUUUUUGAGUUUCUUUUGUUGAAAGAAUACUGAAUACUUGUAACCAUUGACUUCCAUAGUACGAGCAAUAAAUGCUAAAUUGUACUUUUACCUUUAGUUAAAAAGGAGUACAGAAUGAUGAUUAAGCAGUGUGAAAGCCAUCUUUUUAAACUGAAAAUGUAAAUAAUUUGGAUUAAAAUGGACUAACAUUUUUUUUUCUUUUCUAGCCUGGUCAUCCUGUAGCCCUUCCAUUAGAAGUCGGUCUAUUAGCCCUUGUUAAUAAGAGCCUCAGAGGUCCAAAGACCAUUCAGCUGCUGGACUGGCAGGAUCUGCCUGAUUAUUACACCAUUAUCUUGGAGUGUCCAUCACCACGGGUUUGCCGUGAAGCCAACUUGAGUCAACAGAGCAACGGAACAAUAUCAACAAUUGCAGGAAAGUCCAACAGCUCUGGGCUGUAUGAUACCGAUCAAAGUGCAACAUCAGUAUCCAGUUCCAGUACAGAUGAUGAGCCAGCGAGAAACAUGAGGAUGACAGCCAAUAUAGAUUUUGUACUUCUCUGGACCCAGAACAGAGAAGACAAACUGCUACAACCGAUUAGCGUUGAGAUGGUGUCCGCUCAGUCGGUAAAGCAGCCUGCUGUGCCAGUACAUCUAAGACCCGCUGGACCUGCUGGAAAUGGACAAAACAUUUUGAAUGGGUUUGAAUUAAUAAGAAUGGUUGUCCAUGGAACAUUUGGCACCGUCUAUGAAGGGAAACGCAGACGAGAUGGCCUUAAGGUGGCAGUAAAAUUCACCAGAAAACGCAGGAGCAUGCAGUACAUCAACAUUCCUGGACAUUUUGCACCCGUUCCAUUAGAGGUGGCCAGGUUACUCAUGACUAAAAAGGACCCAACAGUUCCACAGAAGUUUAAGCUGCUGGACUGGCAGGACAAGCCCGAUUACUACAUUAUGGUCCUGAAGCGUGCCUCAUCGUGGAAAGAUGCAAAAUCAACAACUGCACCGCAAGAAAAGAACCUGCUACAACCGAUUACUGUUGAGAUGGUGUCUGCCUUGUCAUCGAUGAAACAGUGUACUCUGCCAAUAUAUCAGGGCCCUGCUAGAAAUGGACAGAAAAGGUUGAGGGGGUUUGUAUUAAAGAGAAUGAUUGGCCAGGGAGGAUUUGGAAGAGUCUAUAAAGGGACCCGCAUACACGAUGGCAGAAAGGUGGCAGUAAAGUUCAUCAAGAAGUGGGCGACCAUGCAGUACAUCAAUAUUCCGAGACAUUUUGCACCUGUUCCAUUAGAGGUUGCCCUGAUGCUCAUGGUUAAUAAGAGCCCCAGGGUUCCAGAGAUCAUUCGGCUCCUGGACUGGGAGGACUAUCCUGACCACUACAUCUUGGUUUUGGAACUUUCCACACCCUGUGAAGAUCUGAGCGUCUAUGUUAAACGCUCUGGAGGAUUCCUCAAUGAAACCAAAGCACGGGUUAUCAUGGGGCAGACGAUACGGGCCGCUCAAGUGUGCUGUGCUCGCGGAGUCUUUCACCGUGACAUAAAGCUGGAGAACCUGCUGAUCAACCCACAAACACUCCGGGUCAAACUGAUUGACUUUGGGUGCGGGGACCUCCUGAAGGAUUCUGCGUAUCAUCACUACAGUGGGACGAGACAGUAUUCCCCUCCUGAGUUUAACAUGAUGAGACGGUACCAUGGGAAACCUGCCACUGUGUGGUCAUUGGGAAUCCUGUUAUAUGUACUGCUGUGUGGACGCCUUCCACGAUCCAGGAUUUUGCUGCGGAUGAAUUCAAGCUGUUGGUCCAGUUCUCGCUUGUCACAUGGUGAGUUGCCAUUCAUCACAACAAAAAUCAAUUAUAUUUCUGAAUCACUCACAAGUUUAAAGCUUACAGCUUCAUACAAGGACAACUGUAAGACGUCAAGUUUAAAAUUCCUCUUUCUCUCUUUUCUGCAGACUGUUGUGAUCUGAUGUGCUGCCUCCUGCAACAAGAUCCAUCUAAGCGGAUCAGUUUAGAAGACAUCCUGCAUCAUCCAUGGUUUAAGGUAUUUUGAAGAAAUAUUCAAAUUUCAUCUUUUUUUAUGUGUUUGUUUUAUAAGUACAUAAUUCACUCUAACAUCAGAAUAAAUCCAAGUGUAAUGUAGACAUUAGACCUAAUUUCUGUAUUUUCUUUUCAGGUCACCAAAUGUAGCAGCUUGCCAAAGAGGUAAAAUAUCACCACAGUUUCAUAGUUCCCUCUACACCCAAUUAUCUGGUGGGAUCGACAAGUUUUGGUUUGUCGUUAUUUUAAUUAUUCAUUUUAUUUAAGAUACAGAUCAAAGCAAACUAUUUCUCACUGUUUAAGGGGCUGACCAUUCAUUACAUCUCGUGUUGACUUUCUUCAGGGUGUAUCAAGCAUUAAAAUAAGGGAAUUAGUCCACACCUGCCAAGAUUUGUCUGAAGGGUGUAAGGGUGUCUGGAUGAGGGAAUUACAGGAGUUUUCCUGGAGAAAUUACAUGGCGGGUCUGAAAAAACGUGAGACUCGCUGGAAAAGGAGUGUUGGCAGGUAUGGGUCAGUCCCCUGUGUGAUUUGCACCCGACCCAUGGGGUAAACGAACAGAACCCAAAAUCAUGCAAACCAACUAAUUAUGAUUAUCUAUAUUUUAUAUGAUUAGUUAUGAGUUAAUGCAAAUGUCAGAAACAAGAGGCUGAUUAACAUGUAAAUUUGAAUACUUUGA